GAACGGUCACAUAGCAGGUUGUAAAAUUCCGUGGCUCUGCUGUUUCGAUUUUCAACGCGAAGACCACAACGAAAUAGUGGAAUAAACCGUGAAAAAGUGUGUCCACCCGCCGAAGGACCUUGCGGAGUGGUAAAAUGUCGUGUGCGGCCACCUUAUCGACGGCCAAGGACUCGACAAACGCGGCAAAUGCCAGUGGAGCACCAACGAACACCAACAGCAAUAGCAACACCAACACUACGGCUGUGGGUGUAGUAGUGAGCAGUGCAACGGGGGGCGGGGGUGGGUCAUCAAUUGCAGGUGGCGGAGGUCCGGGUGGCACCACCUCCUCCUCAACAGGGGCAGGGGGCGUGGCAACGAGCUCAGCGGCCGCCGUCGUCCGACGAUUUUCCAUGGAGGGCGUGGGCGCAAGGGUGAUCCGCGGACCAGACUGGAAGUGGAACAAACAGGAUGGCGGCGAAGGACACGUGGGAACCGUGCGCAAUUUCGAGUCCGCCGAGGAGGUAGUGGUGGUCUGGGACAAUGGCACUGCUGCCAACUAUCGCUGCGCCGGAGCGUAUGAUCUUCGCAUCCUGGACAGUGCACCCACUGGCGUGAAACACGAAGGCACCAUGUGCGACACUUGCCGCCAACAACCGAUCUUCGGUAUCCGCUGGAAGUGUGCCGAGUGCAUCAACUACGAUCUGUGUUCCAUCUGCUACCACGGAGAUAAGCAUCACCUGAGACAUCGUUUCUACAGGAUCACCACCCCAGGUGGAGAGCGAACCAUGCUGGAACCGCGUCGGAAGUCAAAGAAAGUGCUAGCCAGAGGCAUUUUUCCGGGAGCCCGUGUGGUUCGCGGCGUGGAUUGGCAGUGGGAAGACCAAGACGGCGGAGUUGGUCGGCGCGGCAAGGUCAACGAAAUCCAGGACUGGUCCUCGGCCUCGCCAAGAUCCGCUGCCUAUGUAAUCUGGGACAAUGGCUCCAAGAAUCUGUAUCGUGUGGGCUUCGAGGGAAUGGCGGAUCUCAAGGUGGUAAACGACGCCAAAGGUAGUAAUGUUUACCGGGAUCACCUGCCACUCCUAGGCGAAAACGGACCAGGCAAGGGACCGCAUGGCUUCCAGAUCGGCGACAAGGUCACAGUGGAUCUGGACCUGGAAAUCGUUCAAUCUCUUCAGCAUGGCCAUGGCGGCUGGACCGAUGGCAUGUUUGAGUGCCUGAGCAACGCGGGAAUGGUUGUGGGCAUCGAUGAGGAUCACGACAUUGUGGUGGCAUACAAUUCCGGCAAUCGCUGGACCUUUAACCCUGCUGUCCUCACUAAAGUAUCUUCGCCCACCACCGCACCACCGGAGUUCCAGGUGGGCGACAUAGUCAAGAUUUGUUCGGAUGUGGAGAGCAUUAAGAAUCUGCAGCGUGGCCAUGGCGAGUGGGCUGAUGCCAUGCAGCUGACGCUGGGCAAGAUCGGACGUGUGCAACAGGUCUACCAUGAUAACGACCUCAAGGUGGAGGUGGGCAACACGUCGUGGACCUACAAUCCCCUGGCUGUUUGCAAAGUGGCCUCAUCGACGGCCUCUGACGGGGGCUGUGCGCCGGUGAUUCCCAGUGGCGAACGGCUCUCGGCCAUUCUCAAGAAGCUGUUCGAACCGAAUGUCUCCGGGGAUGCCACCGAGGAGUUCGUCAAGGCAGCAGCCAAUGGAUUUGCGGCUCGUUGCGAGGAGUACUUGGCCGGAGCAGCUCAACCUUCCACGUCCAGUGCUUCGCCCAGUUCUGGGCCGGAUGUGAAUGUGAAUGGAGUAUUUGCCGGACAUACGGCUCUCCAGGCAGCCAGCCAAAAUGGCCAUAUCGAGGUGAUCCAGGUGCUACUGCGCCACGCCGUUGACGUGGAGAUUGAGGACAAGGACGGAGAUCGCGCUGUCCACCAUGCCGCCUUCGGGGACGAGGCGGCGGUUAUCGAGAUUUUGGCCAAAGCUGGUGCAGAUUUGAAUGCCCGCAAUAAGCGAAGGCAAACGUCUCUGCACAUUGCCGUGAAUAAGGGUCAUUUAAACGUGGUGAAGACGCUGCUCACGCUUGGUUGCCAUCCCAGUUUGCAGGAUUCCGAGGGCGAUACACCUCUCCACGAUGCCAUCUCCAAGGAGCACGACGAGAUGCUCUCCCUGCUGCUUGACUUCGGGGCUGACAUAACGCUUAACAACAACAAUGGCUUCAACGCGUUGCAUCACGCUGCUCUCAAGGGUAAUCCCAGCGCCAUGAAGAUCCUGCUGACCAAAACAAACCGUCCUUGGAUCGUUGAGGAAAAGAAGGACGAUGGCUACACGGCUCUGCACUUGGCAGCACUCAACAAUCACGUUGAGAUCGCCGAACUUCUCGUGCAUAUGGGUAAGGCUAACAUGGACAGGCAAAAUGUGAAUCUCCAGACGGCUCUUCAUCUUGCGGUGGAGCGUCAACACGUCCAGAUUGUCAAGCUAUUGGUGCAGGAUGGCGCUGAUCUAAACAUACCGGAUAAGGAUGGAGAUACUCCGCUGCACGAAGCCCUUAGACAUCAUACUCUUUCGCAGCUCAAGCAGCUUCAGGAUGUGGAGGGAUUCGGAAAGCUUUUAAUGGGUCUGAGGAAUGCCAAUAACAAAAAGGCCUCCGCUUCGAUUGCCUGCUUCUUGGCUGCCAAUGGAGCCGAUUUGACUUUAAAGAACCGUAAGCAGCAGACGCCACUAGAUCUGUGCCCGGAUCCCAAUCUGUGCAAGACGCUGGUCAAGUGCUACAAUGAAAGGAAAACCGACGACUCCGAAUUGCCCGGUAAUGUGGCUGGCACAAGCUCAAAUGCCAGGGCAAGAGCAGCCAGUGGUACUCUGAAUCAGUCCUCGUCAGCCAGUUUGCCGCUGACCAGCAUGGCUGCCUCAUCCACCUUCCCCACCGCCUCCUCAUCCGCCAUAUUAGCGCUUAAUGGUAUCGCCAACGAAAUGAGCCAGUCUCUGCACGAGGAUCCCCCGAAAUCGACAGCCAGUCUGGAUGAGUGUCUGGUAUGCUCGGAUGCCAAGCGGGAUACGGUGUUUAAGCCCUGUGGCCAUGUCAGUUGCUGCGAGACCUGCGCUCCGAGGGUAAAGAAAUGCCUCAUCUGCCGGGAGACCGUAUCUUCGCGCGAGAAGAUCGACGAGUGUCUGGUUUGCUCGGAUCGCAGGGCAGCUGUUUUCUUCCGGCCUUGCGGUCACAUGGUUGCAUGUGAGCACUGCAGUGCUCUGAUGAAGAAGUGCGUUCUCUGCCGUACCCAAAUCGAUGAGAUCCUGUCAUUCAGUCUCUGCUGCGGAGGAAUCGGUCGGCCGGAAAAGGUCACUGUGGCAUCCGGAGGAGUGGCUCCCGUGGGAUUGCCAAUUCCCGAGGAUCGGUUCAUGGAGGCAGCAGCAGCGGCAGCAGCCUGUGCCAAUGCAUCCGGACACAGUGUGGCCAUGAACAACACUGUGGUGACGCCAGUUGCGGGCAGCAGCAAUCAAUUAAAUAGCCAGAACAAUUUGCUGGCCGCUGCAGCAGCCUCUUCAAAUGUCUCGAAUCUGACAGCAGCUGGAAGUGUGAUGGUGGCACCAUCCAAUGUCAACAACUUCCAAAUGGACGAUGUGCAGAAGUUGAAGCAGCAGUUGCAGGACAUUAAAGAGCAGACCAUGUGCCCUGUCUGCUUCGAUCGGAUCAAGAACAUGGUCUUCCUAUGUGGCCACGGCACGUGCCAGAUGUGCGGCGACCAGAUCGAAGGCUGUCCCAUCUGCCGCAAGACGGUGGAGAAACGCAUCCUGCUCUUCUGAAGCCCCUUUCCGGCUCACACAUUCCGCGCACAGCCUGCACAGCCUUCGAAGUAUUAGGAUAUUUAACGGACUCACAUUCUUAUACACACACAAUAUAUCUACACAAUAUCAUAUAUAUAACUAUAUAUCGAUGGUCUUAUAAAGCAAAAAUAUAUUUUUAACAAAUAUUCAAACAAA
Drosophila rhopaloa is the source of this 3938-nucleotide messenger RNA. It is a transcript of the gene mib1, whose product is annotated as E3 ubiquitin-protein ligase mind-bomb. Gene Ontology annotation, cellular component: cytoplasm. Gene Ontology annotation, biological process: protein ubiquitination. Gene Ontology annotation, molecular function: zinc ion binding; protein binding; ubiquitin-protein transferase activity. Lineage: Eukaryota; Metazoa; Arthropoda; Insecta; Diptera; Drosophilidae. The transcript is spliced from 4 exons. The coding region runs from base 135 to 3761 and encodes 1208 amino acids. The record is from RefSeq and is a predicted model, not a curated record.